AUUCCGUUUUUUUUUUUUUAAAUAAAAAUAAAAAUAACAAAUAAAAAAUUGUGAGUAACUAACUGCCGUACGUCACUAACUGCCUAGCUGGUCCAGCUCCCCUUCCCCUUUCUCCUUGGCUGCACAGAAUCACCGGAGAUUGUUUCUUCUUUCUAUCCUCGCCGUUCUUUCUCUAUCUAUAUAGAUAUACAUAUAUAGAUAUAGAAGUCGCGCAUAUACACAUAUCAACAGGACACCGUUAUUUCUCUCAUCGAUAAACUAACAAUGGCUUUCCAAAAGAUCAAGGUCGCUAACCCCAUAGUUGAGAUGGACGGGGAUGAAAUGACCCGAAUUAUUUGGAAAUCAAUCAAGGACAAGCUUAUAUUGCCAUUUCUGGAGUUGGAUAUAAAGUACUUCGAUCUUGGCCUUCCUCACCGUGAUGCCACGGAUGAUAAGGUUACUGUUGAAAGUGCUGAAGCUACUCUGAAGUAUAAUGUGGCAAUUAAGUGUGCAACCAUCACUCCAGAUGAAACUCGUGUGAAGGAGUUUAACUUGAAGCAUAUGUGGAAGAGUCCAAAUGGGACAAUUAGGAACAUACUGAAUGGCACUGUUUUCAGAGAGCCAAUUCUCUGCAAAAACAUCCCCCGACUUGUCCCAGGUUGGAAUAAACCAAUAUGCAUUGGAAGACAUGCUUUUGGUGAUCAAUACAGAGCUACCGAUACAGUUAUUCAAGGAGCUGGAAAACUCAAACUGGUGUUUGUACCAGAAGGAAAGGAUGAAAAGACUGAGUUAGAGGUUUUCAAUUUCACUGGCGCUGGUGGAGUUGCCCUUGCGAUGUACAAUACUGAUGAGUCUAUUCGUGCUUUUGCUGAAGCUUCGAUGACAAUGGCAUACCAGAAGAAAUGGCCUCUCUAUCUAAGCACUAAAAAUACAAUCCUUAAGAAAUAUGAUGGAAGGUUCAAGGACAUAUUUCAAGAAGUUUAUGAAGCACAAUGGAAAUCACGGUUUGAGGAAGCUGGAAUAUGGUAUGAACACCGUCUCAUCGAUGAUAUGGUUGCUUAUGCAUUAAAGAGCGAUGGUGGUUAUAUAUGGGCAUGCAAGAACUAUGAUGGAGAUGUGCAGAGUGACUUCCUAGCACAAGGUUUUGGAUCUCUAGGUUUGAUGACAUCAGUCCUGAUUUGCCCGGAUGGGAGGACUAUUGAGGCGGAAGCUGCCCAUGGAACUGUUACACGCCACUACAGGGUUCAUCAGAAAGGCGGUGAAACCAGCACAAACAGCAUUGCCUCAAUCUUUGCCUGGACUCGAGGAUUAGCACACAGAGCAAAGUUGGACAGUAAUGAUAGACUCUUGGAUUUCACUGUGAAGCUUGAAGCAGCAUGCAUCGGUGCUGUGGAGUCUGGAAAGAUGACCAAGGAUCUCGCUCUAAUCAUUCACGGAUCCAAGCUUUCAAGAGAUCAGUAUCUAAAUACUGAAGAAUUCAUUGAUGCCGUGGCAAAUGAGCUGAAGGCCAGACUCUCUUGAAAGCACAGCCAUAGAAGUAUGUCAGGCAUGUACCUGUGGAAAAAUGGAUUGCAAUAUAUGCUGGUAAAAUGAUGUUUAGUCAGGAGGAAAAGGCUGAGGAUUAUGUUAGAUGCAACUGAGAUACUGAUAUAGCACAUUUGAGGGGCUGGCUGUUGAACUAAGCCAUACUCCAUUCUUUCUGCUGCAUUCUUUAUGAAUUUGAUUUUCAUGCUUUAAGAGAAACAAUAUCUAAAUAACCUUUUGUCAAUCAUUUGACACACUAAUAUUUGUAAACACACUCACUAUAUUGGCUAUAAGAUAUUGCCUACGUUUUAUAAUUACAGAACAGAUUUUAGUUUUA
This is a messenger RNA of Ipomoea nil (Japanese morning glory), 1840 nucleotides long. RefSeq names its product isocitrate dehydrogenase [NADP]. NCBI's taxonomy places the organism in Eukaryota, Viridiplantae, Streptophyta, Magnoliopsida, Solanales, Convolvulaceae. The transcript has 16 exons. Gene Ontology annotation, biological process: isocitrate metabolic process. The record is from RefSeq and is a predicted model, not a curated record. Gene Ontology annotation, cellular component: mitochondrion. Gene Ontology annotation, molecular function: isocitrate dehydrogenase (NADP+) activity; magnesium ion binding; NAD binding. The coding region runs from base 265 to 1500 and encodes 411 amino acids.